AUGAACAGCUACAUAUUGAAUGAAAAUGAGAAGCUAAGGAAGAAAGCGCAGCUUCUCAACCAGGAAAAUCAGGCACUGUUGUUGGAACUUAAACAGAAGCUUUGUAAGGAAAACCCCAAAGGUUCAUUUGUUUUUUCACAGAGGCCUCCUACUUAUUGA
Linum tenue is the source of this 159-nucleotide messenger RNA. The record is from the annotation of a GenBank genome assembly. NCBI's taxonomy places the organism in Eukaryota, Viridiplantae, Streptophyta, Magnoliopsida, Malpighiales, Linaceae.